Penicillium argentinense is the source of this 414-nucleotide messenger RNA. Its product is annotated as GFA family protein. Lineage: Eukaryota; Fungi; Ascomycota; Eurotiomycetes; Eurotiales; Aspergillaceae. Gene Ontology annotation, molecular function: carbon-sulfur lyase activity. The transcript has 4 exons. The coding region runs from base 1 to 414 and encodes 137 amino acids. The record is from RefSeq and is a predicted model, not a curated record.
AUGGUUCUGACUGGCAGCUGCAUGUGUGGCGGUGUUCACUACACCGCUGAGGUGGAUGAGUACCUGAGUGCUCUCUGCCACUGCACGGAUUGCCAGAAGUGGACCGGAGGCGCCUUCACGUCCAACGCCAUCGUUCCCCGCACCAGCUUCAAGGUCACCAAGGGUAACUGCACCUCCUACGAUGCGACCGGCGCCAGUGGCAAGAUCAACAAGCACUUUUUCUGCCCGACCUGCGGAUCCAGCAUCUACACCGAGCUAGAAAUCAUGCCCAAGGAGACCUGCGUCAAGGCCGGUACUCUGGACAACAAGGACGCGCACCUGAAGGGCAAGAUUGACGUCGAGCUCUACGUCAAGGAUCGUCCCUCGUACCUGCCUGCUAUCCCCGGUGCGAAGCAGGAGCAGAUGCUCGGUUAA